Messenger RNA from Geosmithia morbida, 279 nucleotides. RefSeq lists its product as uncharacterized. The record is from RefSeq and is a predicted model, not a curated record. The transcript has a single exon. Bases 1 to 279 code for a protein of 92 amino acids. Lineage: Eukaryota; Fungi; Ascomycota; Sordariomycetes; Hypocreales; Bionectriaceae.
AUGGGUAAUAACCUCUCUUCCACCUUUGAACCCGACCUGUCCGGCGUCGUCCUCGACCCGGGAGACAAGCGAGACGACAUCAUCAUGACCGUCGCCUUCUUCGGAUCCCUCUACGUCGUCGGCAUCAUCUGGGGCACCUGCUCCCUCAUCGACCGCUGGAGCGGCGUCCUCACCCUGGGCAAGAGGAAGCAGACCUCGUUCGGCUCCGUGCUGGCAGCCGCCUUCCUCUCGUUGGCCUGGCCCGUCGUGGCCGCCUACCUCCUGUAUUCUCCGGAAUGA